Molecule: messenger RNA, 1202 nt
Organism: Papaver somniferum (opium poppy)
Lineage: Eukaryota; Viridiplantae; Streptophyta; Magnoliopsida; Ranunculales; Papaveraceae
Exons: 4
Coding region: 143-625 (160 amino acids)
Source: RefSeq, a predicted model, not a curated record
UAUACCCGAACUAAACUAAAACCAGCCAUACGUUCAAUGAAAAUCACGGACAUUUCUGCCAAUUUACUCCACGGGAGAGAGGCACUCUAAAAUUCGAAUCUGAAAUUCUAUAAUUCGAAACCCUAAAUUUUCUUUCCCUGGAAUGGAGAUCGCUUUUGCUAUUUCUUCCCCAACUCCUGUACUCAAAUCGUCUCUAGAUAACUACUCAAAAUUUCAGCUCAAAGGACGAGAUUACAUCAAAGGAAAUCGUUCCAGUUCUCAGAAAAGAUCAAUUUCUUUCUCUACUACGAAUUUGGCGGGUUCGCGUUCAAUAGGGGAUGUGCACAGAACUAGGAGCAGUCUUGAGUCCUUAUUCUGUUAUGAUAAACCCAUACCAGAGGAGAUAAUUGAGAAACCAAUUGGGUUGUCGGUCGAGGAGAAAGAAAUUGGACGAAAUCCUCCUUGUAAUGACUGCCAAGCCAAAGGGGCAAUCCUCUGUGCCACCUGCUCAGGUUCCGGCUUAUAUGUUGACUCUGUAAUGGAGUGUCAAGGAAUUAUGGUUAAAGUUCGAUGCCUGGGUUGUGGAGGAACUGGCAACAUCAUGUGUUCAGAUUGUGGAGGACGAGGUCAUCUUGGAGUUAACUGACGUGGUUCCAUUUGAAGAGAAACUAGUUUGCCGAGGUAACGCAUGCUGCUUUAUGCUUUUACAGUUGGCUCAUCUUUCCCUUUUUUUGGGCAAAAGUUCAAUAUCAAAGAUAUACCACGUGGCAAUAUUACUCUCAAGUCUUUCAACACCAAUUUGAUGAUGCUCAGGUUUUUGGAUUCUAAAAGGUCGACAGCUUUUAAUAAGUUUGAAAUUUUCAUCCAAAACCGUAUAUACUUGUUUGAGAUUCUGAACAAACUGCAUUUUCUUAGUAUGUACUAUUUACAUUUUAUAGUAAAAGAAACUGUUGACGCUGUUACAUUUUUUCUUACCUUACCUACCAAGUACCAAAAGGUUGGGUUACAGUCAGAAGAACAAACAAAAAUGAAUUCAGUUAAUAUUCACAAACUGCAUUUCAUGUGAAAUCUGAUUACUGCAUUUCAUGAGAGCUUUAAUAAGUUUGAAAACUUUCAUCCAAAACCGUAUACUGGUUUGAGAUUCUGAACAAACUGCAUUUUCUUAGUAUGUACAAUUUACAUUUUAUGGUAAAAGAAACAGGUGAUGCUGUUACAUUUUUCUG